Molecule: messenger RNA, 4519 nt
Organism: Salvelinus namaycush (lake trout)
Lineage: Eukaryota; Metazoa; Chordata; Actinopteri; Salmoniformes; Salmonidae
Product: UNC93-like protein MFSD11
Exons: 14
Coding region: 1676-3037 (453 amino acids)
Source: RefSeq, a predicted model, not a curated record
AUGACAGAUUUAGAUAACAAAAAUAGCCAUGCAGUCCAACAAAUUGAAAUCCCAGCAGUUUUAGCCCAUCUACCUCAAAAGCACAUUAAGUAUAGUUUUUAUUUUUAAACAUUGCACAAUGAAAGACAAGCAGUCUGGGCAAAUGAAAAAAAAGAAAAUACACAAAGCCUUCAGAUCAAGAUACAAUAAUAACCUUUUACACAGAAAUCAUUGUUUGGACAGGGUCCUCAGUCUGAAGUGUGACGUCCUCAUUGGCAUCUCAUCUGAAAAAUGUUUGAAAGACAAAAUGUAAGAAACAGGUGUUGGAAAACAAAUAACUCAAUUUUCAACCUCUAGUAAAAGAAGUGGCGAUGACUUGUUAACUUUACCACCCCUCCCUUCAGAUAGACAUGGAGACACCUCCAGGCCAUAUACGGGGUAAUCAGCUGGCAAUGUAAUGCCAACUUCAUGUGCAUAGCACAUUUCCCCCAUAUUAGUAUGAAACUAGUCUACAUUUGAAAGAAAAAGCCAAAUCAAAAGCUAUGCAAACCCGUUUCUGAUGGUUGAAUUUUUUUGGUUCAAGGAAGGAACCAAACGUCAAGAGACGCUCAUGAGAAACCAGUCAGACAAACCUUGGUUCCCUCCUGAGCACAAGUCUUUGCCCCCAAAAAGCAGAGAGCAUGACCUGGAGGACAAUGCAAGGCUUCUGUCCAUUGUCCUGCAGACGUACCUCAACACCACCCCAACACUGACUGCAACCUGCAACCGGCCUGCUCCAUAGCAACCCCCACAGCAGCAGGUGCCCGGACAGCUCACACACCCAGCUCACUAACUGCUCAUACUGCCUCAAACUCCUCUUUUGCAAACAGGAUUCCGCAGCUUGGAGGAGAGAAUUCCAGAUUUUUUUUAUGAACAUUUUAUUUUUACGGUAAAAAUGUAUUCUCAAAUGCCACAUAUGUACAAUGCAAGAAUGGACCUAAAUUUCCUCUACACUGAUAAUGAACUGGAACAUUGGGCAGGACAGAACAAAAUUGUGACAAAGGAAUAGUCCCCAAAAUCCAUCAAAUGUGGGUUUAAGGCAACCACCAUAUGGGGCAGUGUUCCAUUCCUCUUUGCCAUGCCCAGUGUUACAGUAAUAUGCAUAACCACUUUGAGGUGGAAAGACUUAAAGCAGUUAACAUUGUCAAGACAUCCCACAACCAACCCCCUUCUAUUCAACCACAGAUAACCAUGGAAAAGGGAGACUUAGUGCAAAUCCAUCCCACACAUCACAUAAGGUCCCAUCUCCUUGCCCAACACAUACCAUUUUGUCAGUCAUCUAUGGGGUUUCAGCUCCAUUCUCCCCAGGUGACUUGGGCUGGCUCUUGGAUCUUGAUCUUGAGGCUCUUUCCGCAGGGGUGUGGCUCCUGGAACGGGACUUUGACUUGGGAGACUUGGAUCUGGAGCGGGACCUGGACGGGGACUUGGCCUUGUCUCUCUUGGGGGAGCGAGACUUGGAGCGAGAGUAGGAACGAGACCUUGAUCGGCUGUUGCGGGAGCGGCUGCGGGAACGAGAUCGGCUUCUGCUCCGGGAUCUGCUGCGUCUCCGACGCCUCGGACUGGUGGGGAGAAACCAGAAUGAGCUGUGGACCCCUUCAGAGGUUUUUUAACUAACCCAUUUCGUCAAGUAAUAUUACAGUGACACCCUGCAGCAAGCAUGGGUCCAGAGGGAAAGACACUCUUGAACAUCAUAAUCCUGGGUUUUGGAUUUAUGUUCAUGUUUACUGCUUUCCAAACAUGCGGCAAUAUAGAGCAAACUGUGAUCAAGAGUUUCAACAGUACUGAAUUCCAUGGGAGUGGAUACACAAGCAUGGCCAUCAUCUAUGGAGUUUUCUCUGCAUCCAACCUGAUUGCUCCCUCAGUAGUGGCUGUUAUAGGACCCCAGUUGUCCAUGUUCUUUAGUGGACUAGUAUACAGUGGAUACAUUGCAAUGUUCAUCCACCCCUACACUUGGAGCUUCUACACAGCGUCUGUAGUUGUUGGAAUAGCGGCUGCAAUAUUGUGGACAGCUCAGGGGAACCUACUCACCAUCAACUCUACAGAUGCCACCAUCGGCAGGAACAGUGGUAUUUUCUGGGCCUUGCUACAGUUCAGCUUAUUCUUUGGAAACAUGUAUAUUUAUUUUGCCUGGCAUGGCCAUGUUCACAUAUCAGACAAGGAUCGCCAGACGGUUUUCAUCUCUCUCACGGUCAUCAGCCUGGUGGGCAGCUUUCUGUUCUUCCUGAUCCAGAAGCCGGAGCCUGAGGCCACACCCUCCGAGGCGUCUGAGUCACUGCUGCAGACUGAGUCCACAGAGAGCGCCUCUAUCGUCGUAGCGACUCCAGGUCUCGGUUCCCAGGCUCUGGAUGCUUUCAAGAAAGCGUUGCAGUUGUCUGUCACUAAAGAGAUGCUACUGCUGAGUAUCUCCAUAGCAUACACAGGCCUAGAGUUGACAUUUUACAGUGGGGUAUACGGGACAUGUAUAGGAGCCAUGACUCAAUUUGGGGACGAUGCUAAGAGUCUGAUCGGGCUCUCUGGUAUUUUCAUUGGCCUGGGAGAGAUCCUGGGAGGGGGCGUGUUUGGGAUGCUGAACAAGUGCAACCGGUUUGGGAGGAACCCGGUUGUGCUGCUGGGGCUGAUCACUCACUUCGUGGCCUUUUACCUGAUCUUCUUGAACAUCGCCAGUGAUGCCCCUAUUGCCACAGAAGAGGGCACACACCUGCAGGCAUACAUCACCCCCAGUGUUGAGGUGGCUCUGCUGUGCAGCUUCCUGCUGGGCCUGGGGGACAGCUGCUUCAACACCCAACUGCUGAGCAUUGUGGGAUUCAUGUUCCGGGAGGACAGCGCUCCUGCCUUUGCCGUUUUCAAGUUUGUCCAGUCCAUCACUGCAGCCCUGGCCUUCUUCUACAGUAACUAUCUCCUGCUGCACUGGCAGCUGCUCAUCAUGGUUGUGGUGGGCUUCCUGGGCACGCUAUCCUUCUUCGUGGCUGAGUGGGUGGUGGUCUCCAGCCGACGGGACACUGACUAUGACAGCAUAUGACAACCUAUGGGAGGAGGGGGUCACGGUGAGAGGAGCUAUUCACAGCUGGACGGGUCAUCCGGGGAAGAGUCGGUGUAACAGCUUCCUAUCAACCUAGCUAUCCUUUGGAAUCCUUCAACUGACAGUUUGACUGGCCCACCUCAGCCCCAAUAAGCAGAGACUGUAGUAACGCUGUUUUAGCACAGUCAUUCACAGCUCUAUUGAUUCCAAUAAGCAGAGACUAGUAACACUGUUUUAGCACAGUCAUUCACAGCUCUUUUGAUUGUUGCCUUUCAAGUGGAAGAUACACUUAAAUACUGUAUAUUUUACUUUACUUGGAGUGAAUCAGUUGUGCACAGAGGAGCUUUUAUUUUCAUGUUCAAUAUCAUUCACUGUGCUUCUGUCUUCAUGUAGAAGUUCAGCUGGUUGGUUUCAAUGUGCAGUAGUCAUUGACUAAGGCUUGGCUAGACUGCUAUUCCUACCAAGGUUUCCAGUCUCAACAUGAAUCUUAUUAUACUACUUAAAUUUGAUAGAAGAAGAAAACGUAGUACAGUCGAUUCUUAAUAAGCGCACAUUGGAAAUGUACAAACUCUGUUUACAUGCAGUACAGUUUAUCAGUUCAAAUUAAAAUACACUUUUCACUUCUGCAUGCUCAGGUUUAGUAUACACAUUUAGAACACUCCCAAGCCAUUGCAUUUAUCAGGACUCCACUGCAACUAGAUUUCUUGUAAGAUGGCAUUUGUCGUAAAGGGAGAAAUUACCAAGACAAGAUAUACACUAGCUUAUUGCAAUUUAAAUUAUUUUUGUUAUAGUGAUAUCUGUAUGAAAUUGUUGAACAAUGCUCUAAAUGUUAUUUCUUUGUCAAUAUUUGCAGCACACUUUCAGAGUAUCUGUAGUAUUCCUUAGGUUUUGUCAAAAGUGGGAUCCAAAAGGCCAUAGAUAGUGUAUUGAGGAUGAUGGCAUGGCUGUUGGAUGAAUGGUGAAUUACAAAAUGUAGACCAGAAUUUUUGUGUCUAAACUGCUCUAGGUUAUAUUGCUCUGUUAAAAUGUCACAUUGAAGAACUCUUGAGCGUAUGAGUUUAUAAGGCUAUGGUUUUAUUUAGAACUCACAUUGAAACAAUGGCCUUUGCACUCUGCAAACAUCAAGCAUUUAUUUUUUGUUCUACAUUUUCAUCAUGCAAUUUCGAUUGAGGUCACAAACUGUUUACAGUGUUUGUGCUCCUCCUUGCCAAAAAUGUGAAGUCGAAUUCAUGAAUCAUUUCAUUCAUUGUGUGGAUUGCUUAAUGUAGAGUUCAGUUCUGUGGCACAUGAAAACUGAGUUUGAAGAUUGUUCAGAGCUAUUGGAUGUGAGGCAAUCAAUAGGAUUUUGAGGGAAUAAACUAUGUGUUUUGGAUUAUGAACUAGAUUUUAUACUUGAAUGUAGUUACUUAGAAAGGCACCAGGAUAUGCACGCUUGUUUUUUAAACAUUUUUAUUAUUAUAAAAUUGUUAUUUUGAGCCUUUU